Molecule: messenger RNA, 2396 nt
Organism: Drosophila takahashii
Lineage: Eukaryota; Metazoa; Arthropoda; Insecta; Diptera; Drosophilidae
Gene: Atg16
Product: Autophagy-related 16
Biological process (GO): autophagosome assembly
Cellular component (GO): autophagosome membrane
Molecular function (GO): protein binding
Source: RefSeq, a predicted model, not a curated record
AGUCCACCGCUAAUGAACAGCUGAAUAACAAUAAUCAUAUUUUUAUUUGGUUUUCGUUCAAAACAAUUAUGCGAUUCAACGCAGCCGCCUUAUAGCGCCCGUGCCACGCCCACUGCGAUGCGAAGAGGCGACCAAGCCAAGGUGUCGCCACGAAUCCAGAAACCGAGAACCGAAGCCGAGUGUCGGGAGACCAGAAUAAGGAACACCCACUAGUGAAUUCCGGGGAAAAGACAUUAAACUAAGAUGUCCACGGAGGAGCAUGUGUGGCGAGCGCAUGUUGUGCGGCGACUGCGCGAGCGAAAUCGCAAGGAGUGCGACAACUUCAAGGAGAUCAUCGAGCAAAACAACCGACUGAUCGACCAUGUGGCGCAGCUCAAGGCGGACAACCUGAAGAUCUCCGUGGAAAACGAGCAGCUACGCAGCGCGGUGUCAACAGGUGGCACCGGUUCCAACGUGGCCAUCGCCACCCUCGAGAAGAAGCUGCUCAGCCAGCAGGAGGAGCUCACCGACCUGCACAAGCGCAAGGGCGAGAAUUCCCAGAUGAUCGUCGAUCUCAACCAGAAGGUCGAGCAGCAAAGGAUCAUCAUUUCCGAGAAGGAGCACAGCCUCGCCGAGCAGCAAACGAAUAACAAUCGAUUGCGCGCCGAAGUGCAGCUACUUCACUCGAGUUUGGAGGAACUCAAGAAACUGAACAACACCAUGUUGGAUGAACAUACAGCGCUUCAGUUAGCAUUUAGCUCCCUCGAGGAUAAAUUGAGAGGAGUACAAGAUGAAAAUCGUCGGUUACUGGAGCGACUGAUGCAAUACAAGUCAAAGGAUGCCGACAAGUUGAACGAGGAAAACGAAAGCAUAAUAAGAAAAAGACUGCCGUCAAUUUUCAGGAAACGUUCGGCCAAACUGAAACGUGACCUGGAAGACGCGGUCCGUGAGCCCGGCUCCUCGUCCAGCAAUACCGCAUCCUCGCCAGGCGCCGCCUCCGCCGCAUCCUUGCAGCGCAACUCCAGUCCCGCCCAAUUCGUUGGGGGCCUCAUCGGCGACGAGGAUUUCGACGAGGCAGCGAUAAAUGGCGCCAUGGAAGCCAUAGGUCUCGAUGAUAAUGAAUAUAUUAGCGCUCGUUUUACAGCAGGCGAGAUUGGGGAGAACAGCCGGGCUUCCAUCGACACCCUGAAGGCCACCGGCUACCUGGGCCAGGCCAAUCCGACCAAGAUCCUCAUGAAAUUCGAGGCGCACGAGAACGAAUCGCACGCGGUGCGCUGGAGUCCCGUGGAGCGGAUGGUGGCCACCGGUGGCGCUGAUCGCAAAGUUAAACUUUGGGAUAUUGGCAAAAAUUCCACUGAACCACGUGCAAUUUUAAGCGGCAGCAGUGCAGGGAUUAAUUCCGUAGAUUUCGAUUCAACAGGCGCCUAUAUAUUGGGCACCUCGAAUGACUACGGUGCUAGAGUUUGGACAGUGAUGGAUAAUCGGUUAAGACACACGCUGACGGGUCACAGUGGCAAAGUAAUGGCUGCCAAAUACGUCCAAGAGCCCAUUAAAGUGGUGACCGGAAGCCAUGAUCGCACUCUGAAGAUUUGGGAUUUGCGCAGCAUCGCCUGCAUAGAGACGAAAUUCGCCGGAUCGAGUUGCAAUGAUCUGGUGACCACCGACAGCCUGGGCUCAACGAUAAUCAGCGGGCAUUACGACAAGAAGAUCCGCUUCUGGGAUAUACGCACGGAGAAGCAGGCAGAUGAUGUCUUGAUGCCGGCCAAAAUCACCUCUUUGGAUUUGUCAAAGGAUUGCAAUUACCUCAUAUGCUCUGUAAGAGAUGAUACUAUUAAAUUGUUAGAUUUACGCAAAAAUCAAGUUAUAUCCACGUUUACAAACGAACACUUUAAAAUCAGCUGUGAUUUUGCUCGGGCUUCUUUCAACUCGAGCGGCCUAAAGAUUGCUUGUGGCUCAGCGGAUGGCGCUAUAUAUAUUUGGAAUGUGAAUGGUUUCCUAGAAGCCACUCUCAAGGGCCACAGCACCGCAGUAAAUGCGGUCAGUUGGAGCCCCAACAACAACAUGCUGGCUUCCGUUGGCAAGAACAAACGAUGCACUAUCUAUUCAGAUUCAUAACCCUUAAUGUUGCCAUAAACGUCAGUCAGUUCCAUUUGUACUGAAACGCUUAAAAGUCAGAGCUGUAAUUAUAAAACGGCCAUGCGGAGUCUGCUGUAAAUAGUAAAUUCGGUUGGCGAGUGGUCAAGGUAAAAUCAUCCAGUGCCGACAGUUUUUAAUAAUUUUACUUGAUUAUUUUAUUUAUACUUGAAACGGAUAUAGUAUACAAAUUGUAUCAAUUCAUAUAUUAAUCUAAGUACAUGUUUUCCUAUUGUAAAAAUAAAAAAUAUAUAUAUGGGGUUGCAUAUACGACCAAUUCUAAA